Molecule: messenger RNA, 1329 nt
Organism: Melampsora larici-populina 98AG31
Lineage: Eukaryota; Fungi; Basidiomycota; Pucciniomycetes; Pucciniales; Melampsoraceae
Exons: 3
Biological process (GO): ubiquitin recycling; proteasome-mediated ubiquitin-dependent protein catabolic process
Cellular component (GO): nucleus; cytoplasm
Molecular function (GO): ubiquitin binding
Source: RefSeq, a predicted model, not a curated record
UUUCAAUUAUCAGCUACUCUUGCUGGCCAUUCUCAAGAUGUUAAAUCACUGAAAUUUAUCAAACCAAAUACUCUUUAUUCUUGUGCUCGUGAUACGACUGCUCGGAUUUGGAGUCAUACCAAUUCGAAUGAUUGGUCCGAUCAAACCGUUUUUCAAAACUCAAAUCCAGGAUUUCUUAACGCUGUAUCGCAUGCUAAGAUCGAUGCAAAUCCAGCUCCUAAUCAACCGUACGAGCCUCGAUAUGUACUUGCAGGUCAUACAUCCAACGUAUGCUGUUUGGAUGUCACAUAUGGGACGACAGAUGUUCCAGCCAUCUAUAGUGGAAGUUGGGAUUGUACUGCGAUAGUUUGGCGAAACAACGUACCUCUUUACACCUUAGAAGCUCACUCUGCAGCUGUAUGGGCCAUCAUCGGUCUCGGUGAUCAAUUAGAUAGUGUUUUGACUGGUGCAGCUGAUAAUUUAAUCAUGUUAUGGAAACUCGGGAAAUCAGUUCAAACUUUCAAAGGUCAUACUCAAGCUGUACGUGCUCUUGUACGAAUGCCAAACUCUUCGGAUCACUUUGCAUCAGCUGGAAAUGAUGCGACAGUACGGAUUUGGAGUUUGGCGGGUGAGAUGUUAAAAGUCUUGGAUGGUCAUGAUUCGUUUAUUUACUCUUUGGAUGCCUUUCCAAGUGGGCAACUGAUCUCAUCUGGCGAAGAUCGUACCGUUCGAAUCUGGGAUCCCACCACCGGUCAACUUUCUCAGACGGUCACGGUACCAGCUAUUAGUGUAUGGACGGUGUCAGUUUGUCGGGAAACAGGCGACUUUGCAUGCGGCUCGUCUGAUAGUAUGAUUAGAGUGUUUACUCGAGCGGCAGAGCGUCUGGCCGCUCCCGAUGUGUUGACCGCCUUUGAAGACAGCGUCAAAGCCAGUUCGGUACCAGCGGCUACGAUUGGGGAUGUAAAGAAAUCUGACUUACCUAGCGUUCAAGCUUUACUCGCACGACGCGGAAAGAAAGAGGGUGAGGUAGCGAUGGCAAAGAAUGAAACAAAUGGAGCGGUAGAGGCCUAUUCAUGGGAUGGAAUGAAGGGUGAUUGGACGAUGGUCGGAACAGUAGUGGAUGGGAUUGGUUCUUCUAGGAAACAGCUCUAUGAAGGAAAAGAAUACGAUUAUGUAUUUGAUGUGGAUAUCAAGGAUGGUGUUCCUCCUCUCAAGCUUCCAUUUAGUGUCUCGGACAAUCCCUAUACGGUCGCACAGAAAUGGUUGGCAAAACAUGAAUUACCGGAUACCUAUGUUGAUCAAAUCGUGGAAUUCAUCGACAAGAAUACCUCUGGCGUCUCGAUUGGUAGC